CCGAGGAGCUCCUUUGGAAGAGAGGCGUUUGAUUACUAACUUAUACUACUAACUUAUUUUACUUACGACAUAUUACUAACUUAUUACUACUAACUUAUUUUCUUGUCGUAAUCGAUUGAAAAAUAUUCAUAAUGAAUCGCUUGUCAGUUUAUUUCCCAUUGGGAAUAAUCUUACUUGCAACAAUUUGGUCAGCUGAAGGGUUUCCUUGUCAGGGGUGUCACCAAUACAGUUGCCAGCCAAUCAAGCUCAGUAGAUGCAAAUGGGGAAUUGGUCCGGACACCUGUGGCUGCUGCCAAGUCUGUCUCAAAGGUCCUGGUGAAAUGUGUGGAGGUUCUGGAGGAUCAUGGUCACCAAGCGGUCAGUGCGGGCGGGGACUCCACUGCAUGAUGCAAAAUCCUUACAAUUCAGGAUAUCCAGGCUAUUCAGGAUAUUCAGGAUAUUCAAGAUAUUCAGGAUAUCCAGGGUAUUCAGGAUAUUCAGGAUAUUCCUCCAAUUCAGUUGGAGUCUGCCAGUACAGCAACCUCCAGCCAAACUUCGGCAAGUCGCGCAGUAAAGCAGCAAACAUUGCAUCGCUACUAGGACAAGUGCUUUUUUCUCUGGGUAAAUGAAAGCAUAUGGCACUCGAGUCAGAAAAUUUAUUAACCCAGGGGAUUGAAAACUAUCAAGGGAACGACGAUCACAAAUGGACAUUCUAGAUUAUCUGAGAACAUGAAAUACCGAAGCUGAAGAAAAAUUAAUAUUACUGUUAUUAUGUUCGACACAUUUCUGUGUUCAAGUGACAUUCUAUGGCUAGUGGUCUGAUUUCCUCAAUGUCUAAUCCAAUCUAGUAACUGAUAAAAAUAUGUUAAUCUAACGGAACCUAAUUUUCCUGUUUUUGUAAUAUAUCUGAAAGUAUUUUUGUAGAUUCGAGAUAAUUUAUGGCCAAUAAUGCACAAUUUUUAAUUUUUA
Messenger RNA from Hyalella azteca, 948 nucleotides. Its product is annotated as insulin-like growth factor-binding protein 7. Lineage: Eukaryota; Metazoa; Arthropoda; Malacostraca; Amphipoda; Hyalellidae. The transcript has 5 exons. Gene Ontology annotation, biological process: regulation of cell growth; regulation of signal transduction. Gene Ontology annotation, cellular component: extracellular region. Gene Ontology annotation, molecular function: insulin-like growth factor binding. Bases 132 to 608 code for a protein of 158 amino acids. The record is from RefSeq and is a predicted model, not a curated record.